This is a messenger RNA of Sphaerodactylus townsendi, 1433 nucleotides long. Its product is annotated as von Willebrand factor D and EGF domain-containing protein-like. The transcript has 5 exons. Bases 62 to 436 code for a protein of 124 amino acids. The record is from RefSeq and is a predicted model, not a curated record. NCBI's taxonomy places the organism in Eukaryota, Metazoa, Chordata, Lepidosauria, Squamata, Sphaerodactylidae.
UUUUCCUUUCUCUUCUCUUUCAGCUGUCUGCAACCCUUCUUGUAAGAAUGGUGGUCACUGUAUGAGAAAUAAUGUUUGUACUUGUCCCGAUGGCUACAUUGGCAGGAGAUGUGAAAAAAGUAUCUGUGAGCCCAUGUGCAUGAAUGGAGGGAGAUGUGUCGGCCCCAAUGUGUGUUCUUGCCCUUCAGGAUGGAGGGGCAAAAGAUGCAAUGCUCCUAUAUGCCUUCAGAAGUGCAAGAAUGGAGGUGAAUGUAUUGGGCCAAAUACUUGUCAUUGCCCUACAGAAUGGGAAGGAAUUCACUGUCAAACACCUGUGUGCAACCGUAAAUGUCUGCACGGAGGGAUGUGUAUACGGCCUAAUGUAUGCUCUUGCCGUCCUGGUUACACUGGAGUCAUCUGCGGGAAAAAAACCCGGGCACAAGGAUAUCACGCUUGAAGAACCAUAUCGGGAUCACAUAAUCAUGCUUUAUGGACUGCCAGAUUCUUGGAUGUAGAGAGGUUCUCUCAAGGCAACAUUACAUAAAGGGCACAACCCAACCCCUUCUUCAAAAUGGCAAAGUACAGACAGGCUCCUCAUAAAAGUUUUUUAAAGCUGUCACCUUUGCUCUGUUUGGUAGCCCCUGCCCAGGAAAUGCCACUGCUAUGCUGGGCAACUUACAGUCUUCCCGUCUAUUCAUGUUAUUCCCCUUGCAACUCACCUGUACACAUCCAGUGACCUGUGGCUCCCUAGGUCCGUGAUGUACAAAGUCCUUGCAUGGGUUCAGAGGGGCUGGGCUAUUGAUUCUUCUACAGGAACUGAGAGAAGAUUGUAGAUUAUGCAGAUGGCUAAGUGUGUUGCAGCAUGUCCUGUACAGUAGCAAUGCAUCCAAUGUAACACUUGACUGGUGGGUAAUGGGAGAUCUGUGCUGUGUUCCUAUGCGGAACCUUUUUGUAUCUUGCUGUCUGCCUGCAUAGGUUGCUGGGUUAUACCGCGGGUUUGUUAGUACCGGUAUUCAACAUGUUUUUUAAAAACAAAGAAAUUUAAUAUGCUGGUUUUUAUUUGUUUUUGCUACCUCAGCUUUCCACAGCUUUUAAUUUUUUAAUUGGAUUUUUGGCUACGAUGGAAGAUUUAUUUUUACAAUGUAGUCCACACAAAUGCUGGGUUAUUCAACGACCACUGUAAAUUAUAUUCCUUUGGAAUCCUGCCUAGUAAGUUUGCAGGUGCCUCUACAAGGUUAGCCAUGGAAUGUAAUGCCUUGGAUCGUACAGAACACAUUCUUGGCGUUUCAGCCAUCAUUUUACAGUAACCACUGAAAAAAGCAUUAGAUCCCAGCCAUCAGUCAAGAAACAUCAUCUCAAUGUGAAACUUUGGAACAGUUAUGCAUUUACUUAAAUGUUACAUUCCAGCACCAUAAAUCUGCUGUGAACAAAGGUAAUACAUUAUUUAAGCAAUG